AUGCCGCCCAAAAAUUCUUGCGAGGAAGUUACUGAUGAAGAUUCAGGCGAUGAAGAUCAUUUAGAUAUUAACAAUUUGCCUGGAUCGCAACUUCUAGCCGAGGCAGAAAUUUUUGAACCUAAUGUUGAAGAAGAUGUUAAUAUUUCUUUACCAAGCGAUUCAUGUAGUGAUGAUAAUGAAGAAAAUCUGCCAUUGUCGGAUGUAAAACGUCUUCUGAAAAACUCCCAACAUAUAUAUGUGAAGAAAAAUUAUGCUUGGAGAAACCAAGACUUAACACUUAAUAAUAUAGAAGUUCCAAAACCACAAAUUGUUCAAAAUGAAAAUUCGGUUAUUGAAUUGUUUUCGUUAUUUUGGGGUGACGAAGUUAUAGAUUUAUUUGUCUACUAUUCUAAUAUGUACGCUACAAGCAAAAAUAGGGUUGGAAACAUAACAAAAGAAGAAAUGAAAAAUUUUUUCGCCAUCCUACUACUGUCUGGUUAUCAAAAAUUACCCAGACGUAGAAUGUAUUGGGAAAAUUCUUCUGACACGCAAAAUCAGCUUGUUAUAAAUUCGUUAUCUAGAGAUCGUUUUGAGUAUAUUUUCAGUAAUUUACAUUGCUGUGAUAACACGAAUUUAGACAAGACAGACAGAUUUGCCAAAGUACGAUUAUUGAUAAAUAAAAUGAACAGUUUAUUCCAACAGUAUGCACCAGUAACUGAAAAUCACAGUGUGAAUGAAGCCAUGGUACCUUAUUAUGGUCGCCAUGGCUGUAAGCAAUAUUCAUACGUGGUAAACCCAUACGUUAUGGGUACAAAUUAUGGACAGGUUGUACCAGCAAAGGGUAUGUUAUUUGGGUAG
Messenger RNA from Diorhabda sublineata, 837 nucleotides. RefSeq names its product piggyBac transposable element-derived protein 3-like. The record is from RefSeq and is a predicted model, not a curated record. The coding region runs from base 1 to 837 and encodes 278 amino acids. Gene Ontology annotation, molecular function: sequence-specific DNA binding. Lineage: Eukaryota; Metazoa; Arthropoda; Insecta; Coleoptera; Chrysomelidae. The transcript has a single exon.